Pygocentrus nattereri (red-bellied piranha) is the source of this 2787-nucleotide messenger RNA. Its product is annotated as nucleus accumbens-associated protein 2. The record is from RefSeq and is a predicted model, not a curated record. NCBI's taxonomy places the organism in Eukaryota, Metazoa, Chordata, Actinopteri, Characiformes, Serrasalmidae. The transcript has 6 exons. Gene Ontology annotation, molecular function: protein binding; RNA polymerase II cis-regulatory region sequence-specific DNA binding; DNA-binding transcription factor activity, RNA polymerase II-specific. Gene Ontology annotation, biological process: regulation of transcription by RNA polymerase II. The coding region runs from base 282 to 2012 and encodes 576 amino acids.
CUCUCUGUGACAUACAGUAGAUGGUGCAUCGAUUGCACACAGACGCUUGCUUUCCCCUCUCUCGCUAGGAAGUCCUGUGCAGGGAGGAGAGGACGGAUUGAGACACAUCUCUCUCUCCCACACUCUCUCUCUCACUCUCUCUUUCUCGCUCUCCUUCGUUCUGCCAAGCUAAUGUGAGGAAGCUGUCUGCCUUCUCUCUCCCGUCUCGGAGGAUUCUGCUGUAGAGAUGCCCACCUGGAAAGUCCUCUCUCUACGUCCUGUGGAGAUCUGAAGCCAACGUGAUGUCUCAGCUCCUGCACAUGGAGAUCCCCAACUUUGGCAGCGCGGUGCUGGACAGCCUAAACGAACAACGGCUGCUGGGCCAACACUGCGAUGUGGCCAUCAUGGUCAAUGGUCAGGCCUUCAAGGCCCACCGGGCCGUGCUGGCCGCCAGCAGCCUCUACUUCCGUGACCUCUUCAGUGACAGCAGUCAGGCCCUGUUUGAGCUGCCCUCUUCUGUGGCGCCGUCUUGCUUCCAGCAGAUCCUGUCCUUCUGCUACACGGGCAGGAUGACGGUGACAGCCAGCGACCAGCUGAUGGUCAUGUACACGGCGGGUUACCUUCAGAUCCAAAACAUCGUGGAGCGUGGCAUGGACCUGAUGUUCAAGGCCAAUGCUCCAUUCUGCGACUCGCAGACGUCUGCGGCGGAUGAUCCCCCCAGCCCGAACAACAACAACAACAACUCCGCUCUGUUGCUAGGCGACCAGCCCACGGCCGUCUGCAAAAUCAAGGAAGAGAAGCUGGAGACCCCGGUGUGUGCUCAGAGCGGGGAGCUCAAGCAACCCGAGGACGACGUCAAGGGACUCAGGAGCAGGUCUUCCAGGGGCAGCACGCUUUUCUACACCAGCGGGGUGGGGAACGGGACCCUGAGCAUGGUCCACCCAUACGAGCACUCGUCCAGAGACCACUCCAGCCCUGGGGCGUCCAGCCUGCCCACCACUGACAGCCCCACAUCCCAUCAGAACGAGGAGGAGGACUUUGAAGAUGACUCAUACGACAACCUCACCAGUGGGAAGAUCUACAGUGUCUCGGCUGGUCUCUAUGGCAUGCACGAGAAGAUGGAGGUGUCCUCCCUGCCUCCGUCCCUGGAGAGCCGUUUCUGUGUGCUGCUCGGAGGGGACAGGGAGGCUUUGCCUGCCGGACUUAUCAGCCAGAUCGGCUACCGCUGCCACCCAGCACUAUACACAGAGGGAGAUCCAGGAGAGAGACUGGAGCUGAUUGCAGGAUCUGGUGUAUUUAUGACACGUGGGCAGCUGAUGAAUUGCCACUUGUGCGCCGGGGUCAAGCACAAAGUCCUGCUCCGGCGCCUCCUUGCUGCAUUUUUUGACAGGAACACACUGGCAGACAGCUGUGGAACAGGCAUCCGCUCUUCCAACUGUGAUCCAAAUCGCAAACCACUGGAUAGCCGCAUACUGAACACAGUCAAACUCUACUGUCAGAACUUUGCCCCCAACUUCAAGGAGAGUGAAAUGAACGUGAUUGCCGCAGAUAUGUGCACCAACGCCCGAAGGGUCCGUAAGCGCUGGCUGCCCAAGAUCAAGUCCAUGCUCCCUGAGGCUAUUGAGGCAUACCGGGGCUCUGUGGUGCUUGGCCAGGUGGACGGAGUGGCCCAGCCAAGCCCUUCCUUCCCCUUUGAGUCUGACUUCAAACACCUGGCCCAGUCCAACCUGACUCUGGAGCAGCAUCUCUAUGGAGACUGCAGAGAGACACUGAGAAAUGGUCACUUCCCUGGAGCAGCCAUAGAGGAUAGAGCCAGCACGGAGACGGGCAAAGCUGCUGACCCGCUGCGAGCACGGCCUGUGGACAGCCCAGAGGACAUGCCGGCGAGGCAUGUGGAGGGCUCAGAGAGAGCGGGAACUGUUCUCACCCUCAACCCGGCCAGCAAGAGAGCGGAAGGGGACGGAGCAUGCAGCAGCCCCAAAAGCCAGCCAGAAGAACACAGCGGAGAGAGACCCCUGGUAGAAGACCAGUGAGUCAGGCCACUUUAAAGUGGUCUACUCUUCAAACAGGACCACUACCACUAAUUCCAUGGAUUACACCACCUAAAUAUCAAUACCAUGUCGAACGCUGCACGACCUAGGGGAGGGGGGAGGGAGUGGGGAUACGGACAUACAAUAGUUUCCCUGGAUAUAUCAAAAGACCUUCAAUGCCCAAUACACCAAGUCUGCAUAGAGCUGUAAGAGAUAAAGCGGUCAUUUAUCAUAAAUAAUAUUCUCUAUCUCUUACAUACAGACACAAACAAACACAUAUACUACUACAUACACAUGCUAACAUCCUACAGGCUGGGUUGUUAUGGAUAUGAUGCUCAGCAUUUUACUGACUAAUCUUCCACAGAGUUACACAGACCAUACAAAUGGUUCAUGGAACACUGCAUGGCAAGGUUAAAAAAACAAGCAAAAGAUAAUGCACCUGUUCAUUAACAUAUACAUGCUUCAGAUAUCAAAGCUAUACUGCUGGAUGUGGACUAUAACAGGAGGAGAGCAGAGAGCUGCUUUAGUGAAAAAGAGCUGACUAUGGGACUGCUGACGUGAACACAGAGUAGGAAGCAGAACAGAGAACAACAGUCCUCUGGAGAGAGAAAUGCUGGACUCUCACUUUCUCCUCCCAUGCUCUUUUUUCUUUUUUUUUUUCUUCUCUAUUUGCUCGGGCUCAAGCUGCUGUAUAGUACAUGCUUGCCUGAUUUUUGCAUAUCAGCUGGUCUGGAAAAUUGAAAUACUGAUGGUUUUAGAAGUGAAAUAAAGGAAAGCA